AUGACCUAUUCUCUCUCCCCAUCGCCAGCGGAGGUACGCGAGCACGCGCGUUCCGGCAAGUUGCGUGGCCACACGUCGGGCAUGUGUCCGGGACACGUGCAGGCCAACGUCCUGAUCCUUCCGGCGCAGUACGCUGCCGACUUCCGGCGCCUCUGUGUGCGGAACCCCGUCUCCUGCCCGUUGUUGGCCGAGAGUGUACCGGGCAACAAAGGAUUUCCUGACGGUGUGGCGGAUGGAGGGGACAUCACAACCGAUGUGCCGGGAUACAAGGUGUAUCGUGAUGGCAAGGUCGUGGAGGAAGAGGUGGCCGAUGUGCGGGCGUACUGGCAGGAAGACAGUGUGGCUUUCCUUAUCGGGUGCUCAUUCACGUUCGAGGACGCGCUGGAGGAUUCUGGGCUGCGCGUCCGACAUAUUGAAGAGCGUCGCAAUGUGCCCAUGUAUGCCACGCGCAUCCCCCUCAUGCCCAGCGGCGUAUUUUCGGGAAAUACCGUCGUGUCCAUGCGCCCGUAUUCAGCUGAGAAUGUCGAGCGCGUGCGUGCCGUCACGCGGCCGUACGUGCGCACGCACGGCGAACCCAUUGCCUGGGGAUGGGACGCACUGGACAAACUCGGUAUUGCCGAUAUCAACAGGCCGGAAUAUGGGGACGCGCCCGUCAUCCGUGAUGGCGAGGUGCCAGUGUUCUGGGCGUGCGGCGUGACCCCGCAGUUGGUCGUGCUCAACUCGAACAUCGAGGGGGUUGUGAUCGGGCAUGCGCCAGGCAAGAUGUUGUGCCUCGACUGGCGCGUCGAGGAUAUCCUUGCCGAGUAG
This is a messenger RNA of Cutaneotrichosporon cavernicola, 807 nucleotides long. RefSeq lists its product as uncharacterized. NCBI's taxonomy places the organism in Eukaryota, Fungi, Basidiomycota, Tremellomycetes, Trichosporonales, Trichosporonaceae. Gene Ontology annotation, biological process: glutamate metabolic process. The coding region runs from base 1 to 807 and encodes 268 amino acids. The transcript is spliced from 3 exons. The record is from RefSeq and is a predicted model, not a curated record. Gene Ontology annotation, molecular function: D-glutamate cyclase activity.